UAAUAUCUUUUGAAGUUCUAUUGAGAGAAAAUUGAUUUACAACUUUUGAAAUUCAUUGAAGUCGAGAGUUUGGCGCUUUUUCUCCCUCGCCACAAAGCACCUUGAAUCCCUUCAUACUUCAGUUGAUGGAAGAAUGGCGCAGUUUUGGAUAAUACGGGCUCGCCCGAAUCACUAACUUUCUGAUCAUGCCUUAUUAUGUACAAAUUGCAUUAUUUUUAUGCCUCGCCUAUUUUUCUAUAGCUUCAGGACAAGGUAAUAAGAUCAAACGGUGUUUCACGUGUAGAUCUCGAGGUGAUCUCGGCGACUGCAAAGAUCCCUUCAUACACAAUGCAUCAAGUGUGGAUAACAUAAGAGGAAUAGAAGUGCCACCAUGUGCAUCUGGAUGGUGUGCAAAAAUAGUCGAAGGAAGUGGAAGUGGUAAUAAUUUCACACAUUUUCUGAAAUAAUACUAUCUACAUUUA
This is a messenger RNA of Parasteatoda tepidariorum (common house spider), 461 nucleotides long. NCBI's taxonomy places the organism in Eukaryota, Metazoa, Arthropoda, Arachnida, Araneae, Theridiidae. The record is from RefSeq and is a predicted model, not a curated record.